Messenger RNA from Clarias gariepinus (North African catfish), 1242 nucleotides. RefSeq names its product phosphorylase kinase, gamma 1b (muscle) (gene phkg1b). The record is from RefSeq and is a predicted model, not a curated record. Gene Ontology annotation, biological process: glycogen biosynthetic process; protein phosphorylation. Gene Ontology annotation, cellular component: phosphorylase kinase complex. Gene Ontology annotation, molecular function: calmodulin binding; ATP binding; phosphorylase kinase activity. Lineage: Eukaryota; Metazoa; Chordata; Actinopteri; Siluriformes; Clariidae.
AUGACCAAAGAGGACCAGAAUCCAGAGCGGGUGGGUGGAGAAGAGUUCUUUGAUAAAUAUGGACCCUGGGAACAAUUUACUGUUACCUUCAGAGGUGUAAGUAGUGUGGUCUGCUGUUGUGUGGAGAAGAAAACUGGCCAGAAAUAUGCUGUAAAGAUUAUAGACAUCAUACCAUCAGAUAAAAUGACAGCUCAGGAGAUAGAAGAGAUUCAAGAGACAGUGAAGGAAAGUAAACUGCUUUGUAAAGUCUCCAGACAGAAGAACAUAGAGGAUGUGUUAAUUUUUGAGUGUGGUUUGUCUAAAGAUUUCUUCUUUAUCUUGUUUUAAGGUGACCUUGUCACUUUUGGUACAUUCUUUGACAAUUACAUCACAGAGAAAGUGACACUGAGUGAAAAAAGAUAAGGUCAGAACCUAAAGAUCAUGCAUGCUCUCCUGGAGGUGGUAGAAUUUCUUCAUAGUCACAACAUAAUCCACAGACACCUAAAGCCGUUUGAUGACGACAUGACAGUUAAGUUGACUGACUUUGGCUUCUCCCUCCAGAUAGAACCAGGGCAUGUGCUGAAUGCUGAGUCAUUCUGUAAGGUUUGUGGAACACAAGGUUUCUUAGCUGGUGAAAUAAAGUGCUUCAAGGAGCCCAAUCAUGCCGGCUAUCUAGAUAAAGAUUUUGAAAAUUUUGUUAUCUCAUUGUCUUCUCUUUUAGUUGGAGCUGUGGCAUUCUGGAACAGAAAGCAGAUGCUGAUGCUUUGAAUGAUCCUAGCUGGGAAAUAUGGCUUUAGGUCUCCAGAAUGGGACGACCGCUCAGACACUAUGAAAUACUUUAUGUCCAGGUUACUGGUGAUGGCGAAAAAACACUACACAAGCAAAGAUCCUCUAAGCCACUUUUUCCUCGAGCAGUAUGAUGGAGCAGAACACUUACAGGAAAUUUACUAUAAAAGCAUAAAGCUGAUUUGUUUCCAUUUUUCCCCAAUGUUGUUGUUUUGACUAACUGUUAUCUGCCUCAACAUACUGGCCACCAUGUGCAUCUACUGCAACUCUAUGCAACUAACUAUGGAAGUAAAUUACAGUGACCCUUUUGCCAUCAAACCACUACAGAUAAUCAAUGUCUGUGCCUUUAAGAUCUUCGGUCACUGGGUGAAGAAAGGACAGACUCAAAAUAGAGCAGCUCUAUUUGAGAACACUCCCAAAUUCAUCCUGCUGUCUAUUGCUGAUGAGAAGAGCGAGACGUCCGUGAGGACCCUGUGA